Labrus bergylta (ballan wrasse) is the source of this 1275-nucleotide messenger RNA. The record is from RefSeq and is a predicted model, not a curated record. Lineage: Eukaryota; Metazoa; Chordata; Actinopteri; Labriformes; Labridae.
CUGAAAAGGAGUCAAGACAUCACUAAAGCCUGGGGAACAAAGUCGGAGCAGCUGCUGAGGAUAGACGACCACGACUUCACCAUGAGGCCGGGGUUCGGAGGACCUGCUGUCCCAGUCGGAGUGGAUGUUCAGGUUGAAAGUUUGGAUGCUAUUUCAGAAGUCGAUAUGGACUUCACUAUGACCCUGUACCUGAGGCAUUACUGGAAAGACGAACGCCUGUCCUUCAGGAGCAACAAGAACCAGAGCAUGACCUUCGACGGCCGCCUGGUGAAGAAGAUCUGGGUCCCCGACAUGUUUUUUGUCCACUCCAAGAAGUCCUUCACUCAUGACACCACCACGGAGAACGUCAUGCUGCGGGUUUACCCCGAUGGGAAAGUCCUCUACAGCCUCAGGGUGACAGUCACAUCAAUGUGCAGCAUGGACCUGAGUCGCUUUCCUCUCGACACGCAGACGUGCUCUUUGGAGAUAGAGAGCUAUGCGUACACAGACGAUGACCUGAUGCUGUACUGGAAGGAAGGGAACAGGUCGUUAAACACGGACGAGAGGAUUUCUCUCUCCCAGUUUCUCAUCCAGGAGUUUCACACCACCACCAAGCUGGCCUUCUACAGCAGCACAGGUUGGUACAACCGUCUGUACAUCACCUUCACUCUGCGGCGUCACAUCUUCUUCUUCCUGCUGCAGACCUACUUCCCCGCCACGCUGAUGGUCAUGUUGUCCUGGGUGUCCUUCUGGAUUGACCGCAGGGCCGUCCCUGCCAGGGUGCCGUUAGGUAUAACCACGGUGCUCACCAUGUCCACCAUCAUCACUGGAGUGAACGCAUCCAUGCCGCGGGUGUCCUACAUCAAAGCUGUGGACAUUUACCUGUGGGUCAGCUUCGUCUUUGUCUUCCUGUCGGUGAUAGAGUACGCCGCCGUCAACUACCUGUCCACCCUGCAGGAACGCAAGGAGAGGAAGCACAGAGAGAGGGUCAGUACGAGUCACCUUCAGCUGCCAUGUACGUGUGGUUUAGCUCAUCCUGACAUGAUGUCCUCCAGCUACAGCGAGGUGGACGCCAACAAUACAGGAAGCUAUGGCAUGCCAGAGGAGAACGGCAUCAAGCGGGAGAGGAUGCUGGUGCAGCUGGCGAUGGAGAGCGACCAGAUCACCGGACACGUGGGCACCAGCGCGUAUAGCAACGUCUGGAUCGACACGCACGUCAUAGACAAAUACUCCAGAGUCCUUUUUCCUGCAUCUUACAUUCUCUUCAACGUCAUCUACUGGUCCAUCUACUGCUAA